Molecule: messenger RNA, 2055 nt
Organism: Bombyx mori (domestic silkworm)
Lineage: Eukaryota; Metazoa; Arthropoda; Insecta; Lepidoptera; Bombycidae
Product: carboxypeptidase Q
Exons: 3
Coding region: 198-1607 (469 amino acids)
Biological process (GO): methylation; peptide catabolic process; proteolysis
Molecular function (GO): metallodipeptidase activity; nucleic acid binding; methyltransferase activity
Source: RefSeq, a predicted model, not a curated record
AUGUAAUUUUCGUUCUGUGUUUGGCCUUAUUUGAAUCGGAUAACAAAUAUUUGAAAGGAGGUGUUCAUUUUAAUGUGCGUAUGGAAGCAUACGAGCAUGCGAUUAAUACAAACGUUGACCCUAAUAAACUAUCAAAUAACAACAGAGAUAACAAAAGAGACACCAUUCAGUAAAGACUUGACUUCCAAAGAAUCAAUAUGUAUUCAAUAGUUUUGCAAAUAUUAUUUUUAAUCUCAAUUAACUGUACCGUGAUAAUAAAUAGUUAUCCGGAGAAUGAAUGUAAUUUAGACAAUAAGUUGGUUGAUGAAAUACAAUCAUACAAAAAUGUUACAAAGCAAAUUAUUGAUAAAAUCGUGUCAGGAGGAUUUGGAACGAAGAUGUAUGAAGAUUAUUCUAAGUUCAUAGAUACAUUUGGAGCACGUUUGGCGGGAAGUAAAGCUCUAGAAAAAGCUAUAGAUCACAUGGUAAAUCUGACACGACAAAAUGGCUUGAACGACGUGACAACGGAAGAAGUUGACAUACCAUACUGGCAACGUAUUUACGAAUCGGCAAACAUGUUCGAACCAUAUUUAAAAAAAAUUUCAAUCCUUGGGUUAGGAACUAGCGUGAGCACUCCUGCUGAGGGUAUCAAAGCAGAAGCCAUUGUAAUAAAAAGUUUUGACGAACUUGAAAAAACUGAUGAAAAUAAAAUAAAAGGGAAAAUUGUCGUCUUUGAUCCACCUUUUGUGAGUUAUGGUGAAACUGUUGUUUAUAGAAGUCUAGGAGCUUCAAAGGCUUCCAGAAAAGGUGCUGUAGCUACUUUAGUCCGAAGCAUUACACCAUUCUCUAUAUAUUCUCUUCACACCGGAGCCCAGGACUAUGAAAAUAAUGUUACAAAAAUACCUACUGCAGCUAUAACUCACGAAGACGCAGACUUAUUUAGAAGACUUCAAAAUCUUGGCGAAAAAAUAGUCCUUAAAAUUCAUAUGUCUUAUGCUAUGUCCAGAAAGAUAUCAAGGAAUACCAUUAUUGAUUUAAAAGGCAAAGAAAGCCCCGAAAAACAAGUUAUCGUGUCAGGACACAUUGAUAGCUGGGAUGUAGGCCAGGGCGCUAUGGAUGACGGUGGGGGUAUGAUGAUAAGUUGGUUCGUUCCUGUAAUACUGAACAUUUUAAAACUAAAACCAAGACGAACAAUCCGAGCGAUACUAUGGACUGCAGAAGAGCCCGGUCUGAUAGGUGCUGAAGCAUAUCUAACAAAACACAUUAACGAAACUUCAAAUAUAAAUUUUAUCAUGGAAUCUGAUGAAGGGACGUUCAAGCCUCUAGGGUUAGAUGUCGCCGGCAGUACCAAUGCUCGUUGCAUUAUAGCUGAAGUACUGAAACUGUUUACACCCAUUGAUAAAAUGAAGGAAAGUGAAUAUCCGGGCUCGGAUAUGACGUUAUUCGUGCAAAAGGGAAUUCCCGGGGCAUCAUUAUUGAACGAGAAUGAGCGUUACUUUUGGUUUCAUCACAGUGAAGGUGACACAAUGAACGUACAAAAUCAAGAGGACGUAGUUGCUUGUGCCGCGUUCUGGGCGGCUUUUUCGUAUGUCAUUGCGGAUUUGUCACAAGAUAUACCACGACAAUAACUAUGACAUAUUUAAAAAAAAAACAAAAUGUGUGCAAUUCACACGUGGUAGAAGUGAAACUUUCCAAAAUUAAAAUGCAAUUAUCCUAAACGUCUUAAGUAUAUGUAAAAUUUUGUCAUUAGUAAAUAAUUGUAAGGUACCGCCCUCUGUGAAUUGAUAAAUUCAAUUCAAAUUCAAAUUCAAAAUUUUAAUUUCACGUAUAAUCCUAAAUUAAAAUUCACUACAAGAGCUUUCAUACACACGUUAGUAUUAAAAAAUCUCACAGAUGGCGCUGUAUUAAAUAGUAUGUAUAUUUCUGUCUCAUUCUUUGCUGGCUUCAUCCUACACAUUUUUGUAUUUGUGUCUCUUACCAGUCGUUUUUUCCGUUGCAUCCGGUUUGAAAUCACAACGAUUCUAAAGAAGUUUUCACUUCAAAAUUACAUUCCAAAUUAUAUUCUUGAUUACCUCA